Messenger RNA from Sorghum bicolor (sorghum), 570 nucleotides. Its product is annotated as vegetative cell wall protein gp1-like. Bases 1 to 570 code for a protein of 189 amino acids. The transcript has 3 exons. The record is from RefSeq and is a predicted model, not a curated record. NCBI's taxonomy places the organism in Eukaryota, Viridiplantae, Streptophyta, Magnoliopsida, Poales, Poaceae.
AUGCUGGUGCACUAUGGCGGCGGCGGCGACACGGAGACUCCCGAGCGCCACAGGGGCACAGGGCGCCCCUUCCUACUUCCUCCAGUCACUACGGCACAGUGCAUCUCCACCGAGAGCAUAAAGAUGUACCGAGAGCAGGAAAACGGGCCCUCGCCGCCCCCGCCGCCGCCGCGCUCACCCGCCCGCGAUUCCGCCGCCGCGCUCGCCCGUCCUCGUCGCCGGUGCGGCCGCGCCACCCCCCUCGCCGUCGAUCCAAGCCUUUGCCCGCCUCUGUCCCCAGCCGCGCCACCUCCCGCGCCGUCCUCGUCGCCGUCCCCGCCCGCGCCCCCGCCGCCGCCGUCCACGCCGUCCUCGCCGUCCCCGCCCGCGCUUCGCCGUCCUCGCCGUCCUCGCGGUCCUCGCCGUCCUCGCGGCCUCUGCCCCCGUCCUCUGCCCCCACGCGCGCCCCCCGCAACCUCCUCGCCGGCCGCCCCUGCCCCCACCCCCGGCCGCGGCCCCGUCGCCGUCCACGCCGUCCUCAUCGUCGCCGUCGUCGCCCGCCUCUGCCCCGCCGUCCAGGCCGUCCCCUAA